GCAAAAAUAAAAAUAUCGUCAACUUUCAAUUUCACUCUGCUAGCCUUAAUGAUCCUUGUUAUUGUAGGUGUUAAAAAUGAGUUGUAGGCAAGAAAGAAGUUGGAUGUACAACCGACAAAAAAAUGGAAAGUUUAGUUUAAGAUUUAUGAGAGGGUUGGAAGAGUUUUUAGAUUUUGCUCAUUCACAAAGCAUGAGUUCUGAGAUUAGAUGUCCUUGUAAAAAGUGUAAAAAUUGUUGUUUUAAGGAAGCAGAUGAAAUAAGGGAACAUCUAAUGAGAAGGGGGUUUGUUGAAAAUUACUAUGAGUGGGAAUAUCAUCAGAACACAGAGAUAGGAACAACAUCUGAUGUUGCAGCGGAAGUCGGAGAGCAAUCGUCAAACAAUCCAAAUCCAUACGCACAGAUGGUGCAUGAUGCAGCAGCAAGUGUGUUUCCAGGCAAUUACCAUCACUUUUUUCCCUCACAGUUUAAUGUAGAGUCAGUAGAUAAUGAACCACCGGUACACGUUGACGAAAAUCCAAACCCAGAUAAUAAAGCCGUUUCGGCUAGAAAUUCCUCCAACAGACGUGGAGGAAAAGACAGAGCUGAAGCCACCCAUAUAGGUGGCUCAAUCCCGCACGCAAAAACAAUGCGGGAUUUGGAACAAUCAAAAGGUCAAAGACCCACGCCCUACGAAAUAUUUACACGAACGCAUGGGGUCUUUGACAAUGACACAGGAGAUUGUUCCCAAUGGACAAAUACUAAGUCACAAAAAGUUAAUGAUGAAUAUCGUUCUUUGAUGGAGGAGCAUCCAACUCGCGACCCAAGUAAAGUUUGGUUGGAUGCAAUAAAAAACGUAGAAAGCGGGUCAAAUAAAAAAAACAAAAAAAGCAAAGAGGUUUUUGGGGUUGGGUCCGCCUCUCAGAUUAUUUAUCCUCCCGAGCCAACGGAUAUUCCGUCUUCUCAGCCUGCACAACCUGAUUAUGACGCCAUUAUACAACAAAGGUUUGCAGAUUUCGAAGCCCGGCAAAUGGAGUUUAAUAAUCAAUUAUGGGAAGCGAUACGAAGAGGAAAUGCUCAGACAGCCUAUGAGUAUCAUCAAAGGAUGACUGAGCAAAUAGCAAGAGAACGAGAACAAUUUAUGAAAUUCCUCGAAUCGCAUUUUAAUUUGAAUCAACCCCCUCCUCCACCUCCUCAAUGAAUGAUUAAAAUCAUUUGUAAUUUUUGUGAAUAUGUAAUUAAAUAUUACAUUUAUAUAUAAUAAAU
Messenger RNA from Amaranthus tricolor (Joseph's coat), 1242 nucleotides. RefSeq lists its product as uncharacterized. Bases 77 to 1177 code for a protein of 366 amino acids. The transcript is spliced from 4 exons. NCBI's taxonomy places the organism in Eukaryota, Viridiplantae, Streptophyta, Magnoliopsida, Caryophyllales, Amaranthaceae. The record is from RefSeq and is a predicted model, not a curated record.